AUGAGCGAGCGGGCUCUGCGCCUGGCCUGGGCAGUCGAGUCCUCCUCAGACGAAGAAGCAGCAGCAGAAACCCAGCCCUUGCUGCCCCCACCAUGCAGCAGCAGCAGCAGCAGCAGCAGCAAGAGCGCCGCUGCACUAGGCACAGCUCGCAGCGCCACUGACGGCAUCAGCAGCAGCAACAGCAGCAGCAGCAGCAGCAGCAGCAGCAGCAGCAGCAGUUUAACCGACGACAUCCUGGCUUGGGACUCUGUAGACCCCGAUGCAGAGACCCAGUUGACGGCAGCAGGUGCAGCAGCAGCAGCAGCAGCAGCUGCUGCUGCUGCUGCUGCUGGGCUCUCUGUGGAAAAUGACUCCUUCUUUGAAGCCAUUGACGGCCUUAUAGAAGCAGAAGAAGGCCUCAUUAAGGUCUUCGAGCUGCAGCAAACGCAGCCAGGAAGAGCAGCAGCAGCAGCAACAGCAGCAGCAGCAGCAGCAAGCACAGCAGCAGGCGCUGCAGCGGCGGCAGAACCGGCUACGGCUCCUGAGAGCGGCGAUGCUGCUGCUGCUGCUGCUGCUGCUGCUGCUGCUGAUUACCCCGCAGCAGGAGCCGGCGGCUGUGCUGCUGCUGCAGCUGCAGGCUCUGAAGCAGAAGCAGCAGCAGCAGCAGCAGCAGCAGCAGAAUGUGCAGAAGGCAGCACAUGGGGAGACGCGUUUGCUGGCUGCUGGAAGGGGGGCGUCUGCGUUGCUGCUGCUGCUGUUGCUGCUGCUGCUGCUGCUGCAGAAGGCAGCAGCAGCUGGGCACAGCCGUGGGACUCUGAGGCUUCUUCAGCCUCCAUCACCCCAGUGAAGACUCAGCCAAUACACCGCCUGCAGCAGCAGCAGCAGCAGCAGCAGCAGCAGCAGCAGCAGCAGCAGCAGCAGCAGCAGCAACCACUGCAGCAGCUACCACAGCAGCAGGCGCAGCAGCUCGGAUUUGACGGCUCACAGAAUGCUCUGCAGCUGCACACUGCAAGUGUUGCCGCUGCUGCUGCUGCCGCUGCUGCUGCUGCGUGCAGCAGCAGCAGCAGCAGCAACAGCAGCCCACAGCCCUGCAGGACACCCCCAAGGCCUGGAGGGCCCCAGAAGCAGCAGCAGCAGCAGCAGCAGCAGCAGCAACAGCAACGGCAGCAGGCAUUAUACACACCGCCGCAGCAAAGAACUAUGUCGCAGCAAUCCCUGCAGCAGCAGCAGCGACAGCAGCAGCAACAGCAGCAGCAACAGCACCGGGCUGCUCCUGCCCAAAUGUCCCUUAGCCGCUCAGGAACUCGGCCAUCCCCGCAGCAGCAGCAGCAGCAACAGCAGCAGCAGCAGCAGCAGCAGCACGCUGCCAGUCCAUACUUAUCCGCCCGCAGAGAGCAGCAGCGCCAGCUGCUGCCGGAGGGCUCUCUGCUGCAGCGGAACGAGCAGCAGAAGGAGCAGCAGCAGCAGCAGCAGCAAAACCGACAGCAGCUGCAGCAACCUCAGCAGCACCAGCACUUCCAGGUUCAGCAGCAGCAACAGCAGCUGAAGCAGCAGCAGCACUUAAAUCACUUGGUCCACGCGGCUCCUCAGCCGAAUCGGCAGCAGCAGCAGCAGCAAAAGCAGCAGCAUCUCUACCAACAGCAGCAGCACCAGCAGCAGCAGCAGCACCUGCAGCAGCAGCAGCAGCGGCAGCAACAGCGCCACCACCAACAGCAGCAGCAGCAACAGCAGCAGCAGCAACAGCAGCAGCAGCAGCAACAGCAGCAGCAGCAACAGCAGCGGCAGCAGCAGCAGCCACUGCUCCCUUCUCCUUCUCAGCAGGACGAGCUGCUUGCUGCAUGCGACAUUCUUUACGGCGCAGAGGACACGGGGCAGCAGCAGCUGCAGCAGCAGCACCUGACGCUUCAGCAGCAGCAGCAGCAGCUGCAGCAGCAGCAGCAGCGGCAUCAGUUCCACUGGGAGCCGCAGCAGCAGCAGCAGCAGCAGCAGCCGCUGCAGCUGCUGCCCAAGCGUCGGCGACUCUCCUCGCCAGCAGCAACGGCAGCAGCAACAACAAUAAAUUACGCCGCAGAAGCGCCUGCAGCAACAGCAGCAAGUGCAGCAGCAGCAGCAGCAGCAAGCGAUGGCUCGCCAGAAUGGAGCUUCGAAGACAUAGACAUUGACUGUGCUGCUGGUGAGCCGUGUGCUGCUGCUGCUGCUGCUGCUGCUGCUUACGACAGCUGCGCAGAGUCUGCAGCAGCAGAGCAGCUGCAGCAGGAAGAGCUGCUGCUGUGGCUGGACGACGCAGCAGCGCCGGAGCUGUUGCAGCCCUUAGCAGCAGCAACAGCAAACCCGUCGGCCUUCAUGCAGCAGCAGCAGCUGCUGCAGCAGCCGGUGCAUCCGCUGCAGCUGAUGCCGGGACAAAUGCACGCAGCAGCAGCAGCAGCAUCAGGUACAGCAGCAGCAGGCGCAGCAGCAGCAGCAGCAGCAGCAGCAGCAUCUACAGCAGUGCAAUCUGGAGGCGCUUUUACUCCGCUGGUCUCUGUGAGUGCUGGAGUGCGUCAAGAAUACAGCAGCAGCAGCAGCAGCAGCAGCAGCAGCAACAGCAGCAGCAGCGGGCCUGUAGUGGCAGGAGUUGCAGCAGCAGCAGGUGGAGCUCUUACUUCAGGGGCAGCCAGUUAUAAGGGGCUGCACAAGACCCACAGCCUCUUGCAGGUGCAGCAGGAAACAGAGGCAGCAGCUGCAGCAGAAACAGCAGCAGCAGCAACAGCAGCAGCAGCAACAGCAGCAGCAGCUGCAGGAGCAUCGCGGCCUUUCAAAGGGUUCCCCUUGGCUUCAGGAGCAGCAGCGGAUUCAAACCCCCAGGCGCUUACCAGUUGCCUCCCCCCGCUACAACUUAGUAAAGACAGCAGCAGCAGCAGCAGCAGCAACAGCAGCAGCAGCAGCAGCAACAGCAGCAGCAGCACGACUGCGUACGGCACGCACUGCAGCAACAUGGCCUCAGCAGCAACAGCUGCAGCUGCAGCUCCUGGUGUGGGGUUUUCGUUUGCAUCUGGAAGACAGGUGCAAAUCAGCCCGCAGGCUUUAACAAGAGCCCGCAACUUGCUGCAGCAGCAAGACACAGACAGCAGCAGCAGCAGCAAUAGCGGCAGCAGCAACCAGGGUCCAGCAGCAGCAGCAACAGCUGCUGUGGGUUUUUCCUUUGCAUCCGGGCGACAGGCGCAAAUCAGCCCGCAGGCUCUAGCAAGGGCCCGAAGUUUGCUGCAGCAGCAAGACACAGAUAGCAGCAGCAACAAUAGCAACAGCAGCAGCAGCAGCAGCAACCAAGCGGAAGCAGCAGCAGCAGCAGCAGCAGCUCGUGCUGCCGUAGGUUUUUCCUUUGCAUCUGGACGACAGGUGCAAAUCAGCCCGCAGGCUCUAGCAAGGGCCCGCAGUUUGCUGCAGCAGCAAGACACAGACGCAGAUAGCAGCAGCAGCAGCAAUAGCUGCAGCAGCGGCAACAACAACCAGGGAGAAGCAGCAGCAGCAGCAGCAGCAGCUCCUGCUGCUGCGGGUUUUUCCUUUGCAUCUGGCCGACAGGUGCAAAUCAGCUCGCAGGCUCUAGCAAAGGCCCGCAGUUUGCUGCAGCAGCAAGACACAGAUAGCAACAGCAGCAGCAGCAGCGACAACAACCAAGGAGAAGCAGCAGCAGCAACAGCAGCAGCAGCAGCAGCAGCAGCUUCUGCUGCUGCGGGUUUUUCCUUUGCAUCUGGGCGACCGGUGCAAAUCAGCCCGCAGGCUCUAGCAAAGGCCCGCAGUUUGCUGCAGCAGCAAGACACAGAUAGCAACAGCAGCAGCAGCAGCAGCGACAACAACCAAGGAGAAGCAGCAGCAGCAGCAGCAGCAGCAGCAGCAGCAGCUUCUGCUGCUGCGGGUUUUUCCUUUGCAUCUGGGCGACAGGUGCAAAUCAACCCGCAGGCUCUAGCGAAGGCCCGCAGUUUGCUGCAGCAGCAAGACACAGAUAGCAACAGCAGCAGCAGCAGCAGCGACAACAACCAAGGAGAAGCAGCA
Molecule: messenger RNA, 4008 nt
Organism: Eimeria necatrix
Lineage: Eukaryota; Apicomplexa; Conoidasida; Eucoccidiorida; Eimeriidae
Exons: 1
Biological process (GO): regulation of DNA-templated transcription; double-strand break repair via homologous recombination
Cellular component (GO): nucleus
Source: RefSeq, a predicted model, not a curated record